Molecule: messenger RNA, 1450 nt
Organism: Leptopilina heterotoma
Lineage: Eukaryota; Metazoa; Arthropoda; Insecta; Hymenoptera; Figitidae
Exons: 8
Coding region: 51-1439 (462 amino acids)
Source: RefSeq, a predicted model, not a curated record
CAGCUGUUGUUGAUGCGGAAUUUUGUGUGAAAUUACGAGGAACGUUCAUAAUGGAUCUUGAGUAUCAAGGGGUGUUAACGGACUUAUAUUGCAACAGUUGCAAGGAAAAAAUUUCCUAUUCAAAUGGAUGGAAACACUCAUGUUUUGGGGACGCGGACUUUGAUAAUCUAAUCCGCGUGGGAAAUGUUAUCUUUAUUCAAAAAGACAAAAAAGUAGAAAAUGGAGAGGAAUUAUUACCAAAAGUGUCAGCUAAUAAGAAAUUAGUACAUCUCAAUUUACAAAAGCCACCUACAUUGCCACUCUCACUUAAGCCGGGUGAUCAAGAAAAGAAAUAUGUUUCGCAGCCAGUAUUAAAAACAAAUGAUAACAUGAAAGUUGUCAUGUCUCCAUCCAUUCUCAACAUUGAAAAGGGGAAAUUCGUAAAUCUUCAUUUUAAAAAUGCUUCUGUACUGUCACUUAGUCCGGUUGAUAAAAAAGAGAAAUAUAUUCUGCAGUCAGCGUUGGACAAAAAUGAUAACGUCAAAGAGAUUAAUAAUUCAUCUAUUGGAACAAUUGAAAAUAAAAAAGUCUUUCCCCUUAAGACAAAUUUUCAUAAGACUGACAUUAUAGACGAUUUUUCCGAUUACACAAAAGGAAUGGAAAAUUUUUAUUUUGAAGAUGGAAAAAGCACAUUGGCUGCAGGAAAUAAUUUCCAGAAAGUUUCUGAAAAUAUUGAAGUUGUGAAUUCUAUGUUUACUGAUUUGCCAAUCAAUCCUGUAUAUAAAAAACAAGGCAAUAACAUUGACGUAAAUAGUAGUAGAACAGAUGAGGAGAGUGAAGAAAAUUUAAUAGCACUGUUGGAGUUGGUCAGGCAAAACGAAUGUAUUUGGAAUUUCACCUUACCGCUUGAAAAAAGAAAUAAAGUUUUAAUCGGUGAUGCUUGGUACAAUAUUGCCAAUAAAUUUAAUGGUUGGACUCCCAGGAUUGCCAAAGAUAAGUAUACUUCAUUAAAAGAAACGUUCAUGCGGCGAAUAUCUAAACCGCGAAGCGGAUCAGCAGCUAAAGUUAAAAAAUUUUGGGUUUACGAUGAACACUUCUCUUUUCUUAGAGGAAUAAUGGCCCCUGGUAGUACAAUAUCUAACAUUGCACUCGAACCACCUGAGGAAUCAAGCAGUGAUAAUGCAAGUGCUCUCGGUUUUGAGAAAAAUAAAGAAGCAGAAUUGUCGGUGUCAUGUAAAAGGAGAAGAUCUCUGGAUCCACUGGAAAUAGCACUUAUUGAAAAUUUAAAUAAUAAAAAAAAUCAUCGUGAAUCUCGAAAAGCAGAGGAUGAAGUUCAUCAAUGGGCACUUUGGAUUUCUCAAGAAUUGCAUAAAUUUCCAAGUGCAAACAGGCUUGAAAUACAGUCUGCUAUUACAAAUUAUAUUUUUCAAAAGAAAAUGACGUUAACAGCACAAAACUAAUAUUAAUCUUA